Porites lobata is the source of this 6722-nucleotide messenger RNA. NCBI's taxonomy places the organism in Eukaryota, Metazoa, Cnidaria, Anthozoa, Scleractinia, Poritidae. The record is from the annotation of a GenBank genome assembly.
GAUCUUGAAUUGGAGCAUGAAGGAGCAGCUCCAGGGUCCACCUCACAGCCAGUUAGACGAAACAUUUCUUUAAAACUGAAAGCAAAGAGCAAGUCAGCAAGCUCAUUGUCAUCUGGGAAAAGCAAGAAAAAGGAAGGAAAAAGUGGAGAAAAGUCGAGGACAGGAUCUGAAGGUAAAGAAGCCAAUAAUUUUCUUUCAACGCUGUACAUUGUAUGUCUGGUUUUAAGCCUUGCUGUCAUGUUGUUUCCUUAGACAAGAAACGUUAGUCCACUUUGUCUCUUCACCCAGGUGUAUAAAUGGGUACCUGAGGCAUGCUUUGUGAAGGUUGUUGAGAGACACACACUCUUGAGCAUCUCUGUCAAUAAGAGCCUGAGACAGUGGAUUCCCUUUGGCUACUAUGAGCAUGACCCCUGGCUUCUUUCAUAAGAAAAUGGAAUAUAGAAUAUAGAACCAAUACAGUGUUUGAAAAAUCUUGAAGUCCAGGUUGUCCUUGGGGCAAGCAGCUCUCAUAUUUUGCUUGGUUAGAGCCGCCUCUUCCAUGUCUUAGUUAAUGAUUUUAUUAGAGGAUCAGUUGUUUUUACCUGGGUAAGUGAGCCUUAAAAGUUACUUGUCCAGCAAGAAAAUCCACCUGACCUGGACUACUGGAUGGGACUUGUUUUGAGCCCUGCAACAGAAAUUUGUUGCUGUUCAUUUCCCUGCCUACAUAGGAAAAACAACUUGAAAUCUGAGCAACAGCCCUGCUUGAGGAAAUAAGCAACAUUGACAAGUUUUUCAUUUUUCUGUGAAUGUUUGUUUAUUCAAAAGAGACAAUCAAUAUUACAGUGGAACCUCGAUAUAAUUAAACUCUGUAUAACAAAGUCUGGUGUAACGAACGAUUUUCUUUACCCCAGUCAUGGUAAGAUAUGAAAAAGAACCUCGAUAUAACGAAACCUCGUCGAUAUGGCAAACACAUUUUGGUAGUCGUCUGGCCCUUCGUUAAAGCGAGGUUCCACUGUACAGAUGUUUCUAGAACCUUCUGGAAAAACCUAAUUGGAAAAACAGGUUUUUCAAGAAUGGUCUUUUUGUUGUUACAUCUUACCUGUUUUCACCCUUUUGUCACUAACUGAUCUGUCACGGAGUUCUCUUGUAUUUGGGCUCAUAAAUAAAUUUCAAGUUGUUUUUGAAAACUUCCAAAGCUCUGGUAAAUUUAUUAAGUUGAAUGGCAACAAGGGUGUCCCUGUGAUGAGCACGUAUCCCAUCCAGAGAGGUUAGCCAUACUCCUACAGAGUAGAUUCCUCAUGCUACAGAAAUUAGGUUAAGCUCUGGAUGUUUGGGCCUCAAGAUGUAGGUCUGCCUCUGCCUGCUUUUGUGUAGAGUUACACUGCUCUAUUGGAUGUUAAUUCUUGCCUUCAGUUGUUCUGUAAUUUAGUGUGUACUGUAAGUGACAAAAUUCUAUCCUUUCAGUAAAAUUUCUUAUAUUGUUUUUAAAGAAUUUGUUAUUCAUGUGUAUCAUCUGCUAUACAACUAUGAUUUUUUGUAAUGAAAUAGAAAAAGAGUUGUUUAUUUGUACACAAAUCCUAGUCAAAAUUUUUUGAUUAUUUAUUUUUUUCUGGAUUUGUGUAAAAGUUGUUCAGGUAGAGGUCAUAGAGUAUAGUUAGGUUGUAAUGACAGGUUGUGCAGUUUUCAGAUGAUAAGAUUCAAGUAAAAUCGAGUAAACUGCAUAUGCAACAUUUCACUAGAUUGUUAAAAGUCCUCUUAGCUGCAAGAUUAUACUUUUUGAAACCCUGUAUAGUUAUUGCCAAGGAGCUGUGAGGCGAGAGCAUAAUAAAGCCCUGUGCAAAAGUUCCAAGGCAUAAUGAAUCUCGAAGUGAUGUAACAUCGGUCAUGUUGAAACGCAGACCAUGCAGACUGCAGAAUGCAGACUGCAGACCGUGCAGACUGUGCAGACUGAGUGUUAUUUUUUUACUUGUACUUUAAUUUUCUAGUAAAAUUUUUACUAUAAUUUCCUGCUUCCUCUCAUUAUGUGCACUGAUGUGUACCUGCAAGGGUCAUGGGUAGGAAAUGAGAAAAUCACUGGCUCAUGUUUACCGGCUGAUAGAAAAGCAGUUUCGCGUGCUUUUAGCUGUGCCUCUUUCACGCAGGAGCGAGCACAAUGGAGGAAGGUAAGCUGUUUUUUUCUGUAACUGUAUUAUAUUGCCACAAUUAUUUAUUUUUUCAGUUAUGCUGUAGAAGAAGCUUUUUCCGGUUAAGUGACUUAAAAUAAAACCCUUUUCGGCUUCCUACAAUGGCUACGAGAGAGACAUUUCCUCAAUUUCCUUGAUUGUUGAUGAUCGUCUUUGGUUUCACUCUGUAAUUCAAACCGGUGACUUGCGGUCAAUUCUUCAAAUCUUACAGAUACCAAUGUCAUCAUUGUUAGCUCAGGAUAUCAAACUGAGACGUUUGAGAGAUGGGCCUUGCUUUAAAAUGUGUAAAUAAAUCAACGGUAUAUCUACCUAAAAAUAAAUAUAAUUCUGAUUUUGACGUGUUUGGCGGUUCCAUAAGUGUCAGAAUUAAGAGAAGAAGGGCAGCGACUUGAAACUUCUCACACAUAAUAUUCAAUGAAAAUUAAGACAAAAUAAACCUAAAAUACGUGGCGGGGGAUCUAGUUCAAUGCGCAUUAAAACCCCCUCCACAUCCUCGAGUUGUACAAAUAAUACAUUCGUUACUAAUGAACUAUUUAGUUUUGGAGCUGCAUAAACAAGAACCAUGAUACUCAAACAAGAUUGUCGGUUUCAAACCACUAGCUACCACUUAUUGGCAUGAAUGCAUGGAGCAAAUACAAUUGUCGAUCCCCGAGUGAAAACCCGCCCAGAAGGACACUCUUGAGAGUCGAAUAAAAAAAUACAUAAACAAAAGUCUUACCUGAAUCUUCUGAGCUACAACCAGUUGCAAAAGUACUUGAGACACUUGAAGCCCGAGUGUGGCGAGGCAUCGGAUAAUGAAAAUUCAUGCGCGUAUUUCAGUAACAUAGUUCUGUACUUGGUAAGGAAAUUUAUUUCUUAGCAAAAAGGAAGACACUAUCCCCAAGAAAAGCAAUUUUCCAGCACAGCAAUGUCAGGAAUUUACGUGCUUCAACAGUCUGCAUGGUCUACCAUCAUAUGAGAUAAAUGUAAUAAUAUAUUCUAUUUCUUACUUGCAGAAUGGUAGACCGUGAAUGAUGGUAGACCGUCAGAAAAUAGAAAGUAACAUAGCACACAACUUUUUCUGCUCUCUAGCUCUAACGGACUUUAAUAACCAUCUUAUUUUCACCAUAGUAGAUGAAAAAGACUGAACGGUUUUACUUUAACAGCAAUGUUGAAAAAUAAGUCACGCGGUAUACCGAUUACAUAACGCCAUUGCAUAUCAAAUGUCAUUGCGUUACAGAUACAGGGGUGAAAAUGAAGGUUUGGCAGCUUUAUUCGCAACUAUAGUAUCUCUAAAUACCAAGAAAAGGAAAAUUAUGCUGUUAUUAUAUGCAUUCGCACUUCUCAGAGUUUAAUUACAACGCCAAAACUUUAAGCUAUGUCAUGGUAGAUAAUGGCGCAUGCGUUACAACAAAACUGAGGCAAAAUAAUUACAAGUCACUACAUUCUUAAGCACUUUUUUAGGCAGUUUGCUAUCAAUAACAAUGAUGUAUCGGCUAGGAAAAGCAACACAAAGUGCCAUUCUAUUUAUUUAUGUCGUUAUAGUCUUCGUUUUGGGAAUUUAAGACGUGGAAAUCGCUUGUUGAAGUAAACCUUAAAUGAGACAACCAGUUGCAAAAGUACUUGAGACACUGUACCAUAUUUUGGCAUAAAUGGCCUGUCCAUGAUCUUGUGCUUGUGAUCCGCCCUCCACCCCUUAUCAAAGUUGCUAGCAAUACAAGACCAUACUCAAAACUUGGAGGAACAACUUUGAAUGGGAGGGAGGAGGGAGGAGGGAGGUCAGUAUUAUAUUUUACAGACAAAUGACGGCAAGUCACUGGUUUGAAUUACAGAGUGAAACCAAAGACGAUCAUCAACAAUCAAGGAAAUUGAGGAAAUGUCUCUCUCGUAGCCGUUGUAGGAAGCUGAAAAGGGUUUUAUUUUAAGUCACUUAACUGGAAAAAGCUUCCUCUACUAAAAAAAUUGAAAUAAUCAUGGCAAUAUAAUACAGUUACAGGAAGAAACAGCUUACCUUCCUCCAUCGUGCUCGCUCCUUCGGGAAACUAUAGUAAAAAUUUUUUACUAGAAAAUUAAGGUACAAGAAGAAAAAAAAUCACACUCAGUCUGCACAGUCUGCAGUCUACAUGGUCUGCGUUUCAACAUGAGCGAUGUAACAUAGUAGUGUAAGGUAACUUCUAUGGUGUAAUGCAGAAGAGAGAAUGCAUUGUUUCUGAGCAAACAUGUGCGCAGAAUAAUGCAUGAGUGCAUUCCAUGACAGUAAAUGAUGGACACAUGACUAACCUGCAGCAUGCAUUCUCAUAAGUUAUGGUAAUUCAUAACAUUUCUAAACAAAUUGAACGGGGUGUAUGUAUAAGUAAAAUCGUUGCUUGUUGGUGCUUAGUGAUAGCUACAUGUAUAACAAGUUUUAUUCUUAUGUGUUUGUCAUAUCUAUUAGGUGAUAAGAAAAGUAAAAGGAAACAAAAGUCCCCCGGAACAGCUGCAGCAGCUCAAGUGGUUGUCAUGCGAGAACUCCAGUGGGAUCAUCAAGUAUGUGCUAUUAAUUUUAUGAUUUCUGCUCAUUCAGCCCCAGUCACUUAGCCCCUAUUUGCAGGGUGCAAAGAAAGUCAGUUUUACAGCCUGCCAUUCGAGAAAGCUGUAGCAAGCAUUAAUUUACUAGCCCAAAAGUCAUUUCAGGUAGCCCCAUAACCCUUUUUGAUUAGCAGGAUUGAUUACAAUCCUUCUGUAAUUUGAAUUUUUUCCAAAGCACAGCACUUGCCCGUCGGGCAAGUUAACAAAAUUCACUAGCACGAUGCGAUAGCAAAAUCCACUAGCCCUAGGAUAUCGGACUUGACUUUCUUUGCACACUGUAUUUGUAAGUCAUGAUCAUUCACCGUAACUAACCUAAUAAAAGUUCACUUCCGCAUAAACACCCCCUCAACGCUGUUGAAAUUUCAUUCGAUGCCCCGUCUAAUUCUUGGUUUGCACGUGACGUCACUAAAAAUCAAACUAAGAAACUAUCGAUUCUUCUGAGUUGCUACUUUCAUGAGGUAUUACAGCACCUAACUCCUUUAUAUAAACAAAUAUUUGGUUCCAAAGGGUUCUUGAAUUUCCAGGCUUUUGCGUGACAUGGCAUUAAGCUGAUGGCCAGGAGAGCUCUUAUGUGGGUUAAAAACAUUACCAAUUUUGGGAGAUUUUGCUAUCUAAAGAUUCCUUGUCUCAGAAUAAAUAUUACUUUAAUCUUUAUGAGUUCCUCCACCGAAGAAUUCACACAUUAGAAAGAAAACUCAAAAACAGAUGUUUCUGUUGGUAUCCGGCGGCCAUAUUGGUGUCCCUGAAAGGGACUCCAACAUGGCAUUUCCAUACAAAGCUUUAUAAAUUUAGGUAAAUCGUUUUUCCGAAUAUCUCACAUUUGAAAUAUUGCACAGACCUGAUUUUUGGCAAGACGUUUUGUAUAUUUAUCUUCUUUUAUUUCCCAGAUUCUAGAUGUUAUGUAUUGAAUGGUUUGCAAACCGAGAAUAGGUAGACGGCUCCCCAUGAGAAUUACUCCAAAAUACUAGGAAUUAGCGAAAAGGUGCAAAAUCAUUCAAUUCAUUCAGUUUCUUGCUUGAUUGACAAGGGUAAAUGCAUACUUCAUCGUGUUCAAUGUCAAGUUAAAAAUGAGGAUAGACUAAUGAUGGCUACACAAUAACAACGAAUGUGGAUUCUAACAUCGAUGUUGGGAUUUGAAAAAGAGCGAUAUGGAUCUCUAGACAGCCGAGACGUAUCAAUUGAUGGAGUGGAUAUAUCACUAUUUUUAAACUCUCUUGAUAUUUUUGCCAAAAGAAAGUUUCAUUGAGCUUGUUGCAGUAAUGAGAAUAAAUGCCUCCUAUCUAUUAAUCGUCCCCACUUGGACCCCUAGAGUUAACUAGAUACCUUGGGCAUUUAUUAGGUCGUUUACAGAAGCCCCCCAAAUUAAGUCAUUAAUUUUUUAUUAUUUUAGCCCCAUACAUGUAGAUGAGAUAACUUUGGCUCUUACGUUUCUGUUAUCAUAUCAGUUUGUUAUUCAAACAAGACAUUUAGGUUUCAAAGAAGUUUAGCUUAUCCUCCUGUCUUCUUCACAGAUUUUGCCUAUUGGGCAAAAAGUGCAAGAUCCACUUUGUGAAAAGUGCUCCUUCCCAAUCCUUGUUUAUGGCUGACUGGUAUGUAUAACAAGACAGCAGUUACUUAUGUACUCCUUUACCAGCGUGCAAAGAAAGUCGUGUCCGAUAGCCCGGUGACCUGACUAGUGGAUUUUAAUAUUGUUAUCGGGCUAGUGAAUUUUGUUCUCAAUUUACCCUAUUGGCAAAUGAAUUUCUUUUAGGAAAUUCACAUUACAGAAGAACUGUAAUCAAUCCUGCUCAUGAAAAAUUUUUUUCGGGCUAAUUAAAAUGACACUUGUAUAGCAAUUCAAAAUAAUCGAAAAUGAUGAUUUUUCCUUGUCUUGUUGUGCAAUGUCUUUUAGGUCUCAUCAUGUUUGGAAGGGAGUUAAAUUUGACAAGUUUUGUCCCAGAAGUUGGGGUUCAAGAAUGUAUGAAAGAACAUGGGAAAGAUCCACUAUGGAAAAUCAAGUAUGCAGAACAUUUU